Messenger RNA from Nerophis lumbriciformis (worm pipefish), 2957 nucleotides. RefSeq names its product serine/threonine-protein kinase PLK4-like. The record is from RefSeq and is a predicted model, not a curated record. Gene Ontology annotation, molecular function: ATP binding; protein kinase activity; protein binding. Gene Ontology annotation, biological process: protein phosphorylation. Gene Ontology annotation, cellular component: nucleus. NCBI's taxonomy places the organism in Eukaryota, Metazoa, Chordata, Actinopteri, Syngnathiformes, Syngnathidae.
GGCGCACAAUUUCAAAAUGGACACUACCGCAAUGUUUUGGAGGGGAACAUAAUCCGCCCUGCUCACUGAAAUAACUGCUUUAGCGAAUGUCGAAGAUUAAAUUUGCAGACGCCUACACGCGUCUUGAAAGACGAAAACAGGAACAAUGAGUGGCUUAAAUGGCGACUGCAUUAAGAAUUAUAAUGUCUUCCAAUUGCUUGGUAAAGGCGCCUUUGGAUCCGUCUACCGAGCAAAAUCCAUCAAGAGUGGUGUGGAGUAUGCGAUCAAAAUGAUUAACAAGGAGUCACUGCGAGAAAACGUCAAGCGUGUGAAAAAUGAGGUGGAGAUUCACCGCCGUUUAAAGAAUCCUUCCAUACUUCAGCUGUACUCCUACUUUGAAGACAAUAACCAUGUCUACUUGGUGUUGGAGAUGUGUCACAACGGAGCGAUGGCCCACUACAUGAAAGGCAGCAAGAGGCGUUUUUCUGAGACGGAAGCGAGACACUUCAUGCAUCAACUAGUGAAUGGGAUGCUGUACUUACACUCUCACGGUAUCUUGCAUCGAGACCUCUCCUUGUCCAACUUGUUGCUGACCAAAGACAUGGACAUUAAGAUCGCAGACUUUGGCCUGGCCACUCAGCUCAAACUCCCUGAUGAGAAGCACUUGACCAUGUGUGGGACGCCAAACUACGUCUCCCCUCAGGUGGCCACACGCAGCGCUUACGGCCUGGAGACUGACGUUUGGUCUCUGGGCUGCAUGUUCUAUGCCUUCCUCAUGGGCCGCCCCCCAUUUGACAGUGACACGGUCCCACACACGUUCUCCAAAGUAGCCCUUGUGGAAUAUGAAAUUCCCACUCAUGUUUCUUUUGAGGCUCGGGAUCUGAUCCGUCAGCUGCUGCAAAAAGAUCCCUCUCGUCGGCCCAGCCUGUCUGCGGUGCUGGAUCACCCGUUUAUGACCCAGAGCUUGCUGGGCAGGACCAAGAAGCUGGGCCUGGUCGAUGAUUGCACCAUGGAUAGUGGCGUUGCUACUUUCUCCACUGCCUGUACCUCCUCCACGUCCGGCAGCAGUGGCAGUCGCCAUCAGAGAACGAGGCACGUCAUUAGUGCAGCCCUGCCCAACCAAAUUUCUGCGAUCCCGAGAUUUCCACUCCAGCAAAGCAAGGCUGGUUUUGAGGAUGGAGACCAGUGGCAGCAGUGGCCUCAACAGGACAGAUUUCACAAUGAAGAUAGGGGCAGGGUGCGCCGUGGAGGUGAAAGUAGUCCGUCUCACUUACACUACCUACGGAGGGCCCACUCCUCGGAUCGCUCCAGCCCCUCAGGACCGCUCCAAGGACCUGGUCUGGCCGAGCAGGGCAGAUGUCACUCAAAAGAAUCACUGACAGGCAAAGGAAGACUGGUCUUCCCUUAUUCCUCCACUCCUCAUCCAUUCUCAGAGAGCGGCCGGAUACCUUCACCUCCCGUCAAGCAGUCUGCAGACUCUGCGUACGUGUUGUCCACACAGACAGCACAUCUACCAAGCCUUCAUAAUCAGGACAUGGGGGGAGUUACUAACUGGCCAAAUAAUGAUGGUUGUACCCACAGACCUGCAGCUCACUUUCAGCCUCCUCGCUGCUUCUCGUCCUCAUCAUCAUCAUCACAGCUCCCCUCAGCUAAAGCCAGCAUGGACAAGGAGAAGAAGACUCUGAGAGAUCUGGUCCUGCCUCUGUGUACCUCCAGGCUGAAGCCUAUCAGACUGCAGACUAAACAUAAUGCCAUUGUGAGCAUCUUGGACAAAGGCGAGGUUUCCAUAGAGCUCUUGUUCCAAAAUAGACGGGACAGGGUUAAAGAAGUCAUUUCGAUUUCUUCUGAUGGCUCAACUGUGACAGUUUACCAGCCCAAUGGAGGGAAAGGGCUGGGAGGGAAAGGGCCUCCGCCCCCCCCAAAAGAUACUUUUGUUUUCAGCUAUGAUGAGCUUCCAGAAAAAUACUGGAAGAAGUACCAGUAUGCCUCCAAGUUCGUUCAGAUGGUGAAGUCCAAGACCCCCAAGGUGAUCCACUACACCACGUACGGCAAGGUCAUGUUGAUGGAGAACUCUCCCAACGCUGAUCUGGAGGUCAACUUCUAUGAUGGAGCGAAGACCCAAAAGACAUCUGAGAUGAUUCGAGUUGUGGAGAAGAGCGGGAAGUCAUGCACUGUGAAGGGCGAGGCAGGGCUUAGCGCUCUGGGCCCUGAUAGCCGCAACUAUGUGGAGCUGUCUAAUAAAGGACACAGCAUAUGUCUCUCCUUGGAGGCCGCCAUCAAACUGGAGGAGGAGCGGAGCUCCGAGAAGUUGACUCUCUUCCCCAUCACCAUCGGAAGGAGGCCUGUCAACUCAACAACGUCAUCGUCGUCAUCAUUGCUUCCCUUCCAGCCGAUUGCUCCUGAUCCACCUUCACCUCCUCAACCUCCUGAGAUCACUCCUUCAAUGAUCUCCUACAACGCCUACGACUUCACCUCGGCCAGCCUGAGUCAGAAAAGCUUUCCCGCACACGUCCAGCAGAACACAGGCAAUGUGGUCUUGUCCACUUUUGUGCAGGAUAUUGGCUGGGCCUCACAGCUGACAAGCGGUGAAGUGUGGGUGCAGUUCAACGACGGCUCUCAGCUGGUGGUUCAGCACCAAGUGUCCUGCUUCAUCUACACGUCUCCUGAGGGAUGCGUCACCAGGUACAAACAGACCGGGAAUUGUCCGGAACACGUCAGGGAGAAGCUAAGCUGUCUCUCCACCAUCAUCGAACAUCUGGCCAAACAUGCAUCACUUCAACCACGUUAGCAUUUAAAAAAACCUACUUUGUCUGUGUUUCUCUACUUUUUUACUUGUACAGAAGAUUAUGAAAAUAUUUAAUUUUUUAUGAGGGAAUCAUUGUUAUUGUGUUGGCCUCUUCAGAAAUGCUCCGCCGUAAUAAUGGAAUGUGCUUAUUCAUCAUGCUGGGGACCAAUAAAUGUCUGGAGAAUGAAAGCUA